AUGUCUGACUCUGAUCCCAGGUUCAAUCCCUUGUCUGGCACUAACUACCCCCAGUGGAGUGGUGAAAUGCAAUGCCCUGUGACUGAUGCUGAAGCACAAGAGAAAUGGGAGUUGAGAGCUGAAAAGGCUGCUGGUGCAUUAUACCUCAAUGUCACCAAAGAGCAGUGUAUCCACCUUGAUGGCAUCAUUGAUGAUCCUGUCAAGAUCUGGGAGAAAUUGGCUACUGUGCACAUGUCUGGGACAAGAUUCAAUGCCUAUGACAAUUUGUUCUCUAUCAGAAAGAAGGGGGACGAAUCCCUGCAGUCUCUUAUGACUAGGAUUGAUGAAGGCAUGCAUCAGAUUCAAAAUCUUUGUCCUACUGGCUUCACAUUAGCCAAAUUGGACAAUGAACUGACAUGCAUGGCCAUAAUUAGGGUGCUUCCUGAUGAAUAUGCCCACUUCACUUCAUCUCUACUGCUUCUGGGCAGCUUAGAUAAAACCCAGCUCAGGUAUGCUUUCCUUGCUGAAGAGAUUAAUUGUUGUUGUUGUGCUAAAGUUGAUUCUGCCUUACAUUCUUCAUCUACCAAGAAAAUUUUGGUGGUGAAUAGCCUGCCUUGA
Messenger RNA from Serpula lacrymans var. lacrymans S7.9, 597 nucleotides. RefSeq lists its product as uncharacterized. The transcript has 2 exons. The coding region runs from base 1 to 597 and encodes 198 amino acids. The record is from RefSeq and is a predicted model, not a curated record. Lineage: Eukaryota; Fungi; Basidiomycota; Agaricomycetes; Boletales; Serpulaceae.